AUGAAUCGCAUCGCGGCCAACGGCCACAAUUGGCCAUGGCAUUAGAAAAAGUCCGGUUGCUGCUCCUCCUGCUCCUCGGACUGAGCCGCGGUGUGAUCGCCUACAGCGGGGACGAGCUGCUCACCUGGCUGCAGCACAGCAAUCUUGGCUAUCAGGUGCUGCAGCAGGCGCCCAACACCAGCAGCCAGCAGCCGGCGGAGCUGCUCUGCGCCGGCCAGGUGGCCCUCCUGCUCCAGGCGGCGGAUGCGCACGUCCUGCCCGCGCUGCAAGUGCUGGAUGCGUGGGGCAAGCUGCCGCAUGGCCUGCUCUAUGGCCACUUUAGCGAUCUGGGCAACUACGAGUCCUGUCUGGGUCUCAGUCUGGCCAUGCCCACUGCUGCUGCUGCUGUAAUUGAGACCAAAUACUGCCUGGCGCACAUACAGUUCGAGGGUCUGUUGCCGCAGACUCUGGACAGGAUCAACAUCAAUAUAGGCGCCUGUGUGCCGGCCACCUGCAGCGCCGCACAACUAAAUCGCUGGCUAAACAACUAUCUUCGGUUGCUCUUCGAGGAUGCAGUUGCUCCGGAGGCCCAGCUGGUCCAGGAGGCCAACUGCGCCCUCGCCGCCAGGCAGCCCCUGGCCCCGCUCGACUGGUUUGCCGUAGGUCUGCUCAUCUUUCUGGCCGUGCUGGUGAUUCUGUGCACCCUCUUGGACUACAUCAACGCUCCGCAGCAAAUGUUGGGCGUCUUUUCGCUGCGCCAGAAUCUGCGGCAAUUGUUUCAAAUUUCCAGGACGACAACGACGAUACCCUGCCUGCACGGCAUACGCUGUCUGACCAUCAUUUGGAUCAUCUAUGGCCAUGAUUAUAUGUUCAUGCUGCUGGCGCCCAACGUGAACACAUACGAGGUGGUCGCCUGGGCCCAGACACCCUACUCGAUGCUCCUCCAGAGCGGCAGCAUAUCGGUCGACACCUUCUUUCUGCUCAGCGGCAUGCUGCUCGUGAUGGCCACCCUGCGCGAACUGGAUCGCCUCUUGUUUGUUUGCUUUGACAGUCAAUCGGGACGCCUCAAUGUGCCGCUAAUGUAUCUGCAUCGGAUUGUGCGCCUGACGCCCGUCCUGGCCGUGGCUGUGCUCCUCUUCAUGACCCUCUAUCCCCGCCUCGAUAGCGGCCCCCUCUGGCAGCAGUUCACCAGCUCCUAUCAAUUGUGCACCGACACCUGGUGGGCCACGCUCCUCUACGUCCAGAACUAUGCCGCAGCCGGACGCAUGUGCCUGGGCCACUCCUGGUACUUGGCCGUGGACAUGCAGCUGUUUCUGUUGUCGCCGCUGCUGCUGUGGCCCCUCUGGCGCUGGCGUCGUCGGGCCGCUGCCGGGAUUGUGGUGCUGGUGGUGCUGCUCUUUGGCUGCGUCUUCUGCAUCAUAAUGCUGAACGAGCUGAGCGUGUUCCAGCGUGACGGGAAUCUUGGCGGCGACAGCGUGGAUAUGCGCAUGAUCUAUUAUACGACUCACGCCCGUGCCACGCCCUGGCUAAUUGGCCUGCUCUUUGGCUAUUUUCUGCACGGCGAGCGGGGCAAGCGGCGUCGCCUCGCCGGCUGGCUGAUGCAGCUGCUCUGGCUGCUGGCGCUGCUGCUGCUCGUCGCCGUCAUCUGGAGCGUCUAUCCGUAUACCCAGCCGGGCGUCGCCCCGAUGACGCCGCUGGCGGGCGCCUUCUAUCUGUGCUGCAGCCGCAUUGCCUGGCCCCUGGCCCUCUGCUGGCUGAUAUGGGCGUGCCAGAGUGGGCGCGGCGGCGUGGUCAAUACGCUGCUCAGCUGGUGCCUCUGGCAGCCGAUCUCGAAGCUCUCCUAUUGCCUCUACAUCUGGCAUCUGCUCGUCGAGAUGCUCAACACGGGCCGGCUCAAGAGUAGCCAGCAUUUCUCCAACUAUGAUGCGGUGCUGCACUUCUGGUCGGACUUUGGCAUCACGCUCCUCGUCUCGCUGGCCAUGUAUGUCUGCGUGGAGGCGCCGCUUGUGCGUCUCGAGCUUCAUUUGCUGCGACGACCGCGACAAGCAGCUGCCCAUCCGGCCACGCCCACUGUUUCCAUGGCCGUUAUCAUGACGCCCUCGAGCGUGUCACAGCAAAAUCUAGUCGAAGCCUAAACGCAAGUAUUCCAAUUAUAUGCCAACGAUAGCACCCGAAA
Molecule: messenger RNA, 2155 nt
Organism: Drosophila montana
Lineage: Eukaryota; Metazoa; Arthropoda; Insecta; Diptera; Drosophilidae
Product: nose resistant to fluoxetine protein 6
Exons: 8
Coding region: 36-2114 (692 amino acids)
Molecular function (GO): acyltransferase activity, transferring groups other than amino-acyl groups
Source: RefSeq, a predicted model, not a curated record